Messenger RNA from Rodentolepis nana, 213 nucleotides. Lineage: Eukaryota; Metazoa; Platyhelminthes; Cestoda; Cyclophyllidea; Hymenolepididae. The record is from the annotation of a GenBank genome assembly.
AUGCCCAAGGCAAAUCUCCUCUCUUUAUUUUACCACGGGACUAUGCUUUCGCGUUUGGGAUAUUGUGUGAAACUCAAGGUGGUUUCUGCCGAUGGUGGGGACGGCUUCCCCGGAAACUUGACAGUCUAUAUUACCUAUCGUCUUUCAGAAAAUGAAGAAGAUCAACGAGUCAGCCUGUUGAUUGAUUAUUUACCUCCACCACAGUAUAUCUAA